This is a messenger RNA of Strigops habroptila (Kakapo), 1148 nucleotides long. RefSeq names its product INO80 complex subunit C (gene INO80C). The record is from RefSeq and is a predicted model, not a curated record. Gene Ontology annotation, cellular component: Ino80 complex. Gene Ontology annotation, biological process: chromatin remodeling. Lineage: Eukaryota; Metazoa; Chordata; Aves; Psittaciformes; Psittacidae.
CACCCGCACCGCCCCUGCGCGUGCGCGGCGCUGCCCGCCGCCCGGUGCGGGAAGGGGGUGGGGGGGGCAGCGCUCUCUCCCGGUUCCGCUCAGCCGGGGCGCGGAGCGGGGCGGGGGAGACAUGGCGAGCCUGAUCCCCGCGGCGGCCUCCUCGCCCGCGGGCGGCCCAUCCCGUACCAAGAAGCGCCCGGCGAGCCCGGGUACAGGCGGCGGCCCCGCCAAGAAGAAGAAAGCGACGGCGGCACCGGGCGGCUCGCAGAGUGCAGGUGGAGAGGCCAUGAAUGAGAAAUUUCUGAACACAGACUCCAGCACAGGAUCAGUGGAAACAACCAUCAAGCCGUUACCAUUUAAAGAUCCAAACUUCAUUCACUCCGGCAUUGGUGGAGCAGCAGCUGGCAAGAAGAACAGAACUUGGAAGAACCUAAAACAAAUUCUUGCUUCUGAAAGGGCAUUGCCAUGGCAACUAAAUGAUCCUAGCUAUUUUAAUAUUGAUGCUCCUCCUUCCUUUAAACCUGCCAAGAAAUACUCGGACAUUUCAGGACUUCCGGCAAAUUACACAGAUCCGCAGAGCAAGCUAAGAUUUAGUACUAUUGAAGAAUUUGCCUACAUUCGGAUGCUCCCUUCAGAUGUGGUUACGGGAUACCUGGCUCUAAGGAAAGCAACAGUAUUGUUUUCCUGAAAAGACCAAAUAUUGUUUGUAUAUUGCUUAUGAACAGUGCUAAUUUUGAGAAUCAUGGUGGAAACUGACUGUGGACUGGAGGUUCCUUAAAAAACUAUCCAUGGAUUUUUACAUCUGGAAGUAGUUGAUACAUGGAUUUGAAAGAACAUAUGGAUUUAAUUUUGAUAAAUGCUGAUAUUUGUUAGUUUGCCAAUUUGUAAGCAAUUUGGUUUGGUGAACAGAAUAACUUAGACCUUUAAGGGUAUGUAUCUGCAACAUAAUGUCUGAGUUAUAUUAAUUUCUGUAGAGACGGGAUUUCAUCUCCACCCUGUAAUUUUUAUGUACUGCUCUGGCUCAGAAGAAACAGUCGUUUGAGUUAAGGAAAAGGUACCAAGAUAUCCCAGCUUCUAAACCUGCCUUGCCAAAUGCGCUUGCCACUCUGGCUGUGAAAAAGGUUGUCCCAUUUGUAAAAUAAGUAUUUAGUAAGUGA